Messenger RNA from Caenorhabditis sp. 36 PRJEB53466, 9686 nucleotides. The record is from the annotation of a GenBank genome assembly. Lineage: Eukaryota; Metazoa; Nematoda; Chromadorea; Rhabditida; Rhabditidae.
AUGUCUGCUAAACUGUAAGUUUCAGUUCCAUUCUAUUCCAUUUCCAUCCAAUUUCAGCGUACUUUUGUUCCUCGCCCUCCUCGCGGUCCUUCGUCAGUCGACUGGCCAGUACUACGGUGGAUAUCCGACUGCCUACGGUAACAGUAUCUACGGAGGAGCAGCAGGAGGAUACGGUGGUUAUGGUUAUGGAUAUCCCGGAUCCUAUGGAGAUUAUGGAUACGCCUCGCCGAGUUACUACCCUGGAUCCUAUGCUGGAUACAUCGGAAAGAGGAGCAGCGGGUUCAAACCGAAAACAUUGUGAUGUGAAAGUAUUGUUGAAUAAAUAGAAUCAGCUGUCAUGACAUAUUUCAACGAGACCAAAGAAGUCACAUGAAUCACACUCAUCGUCACUUCCAGAAUCGACUUUACAGGUGUUUCCGCUUUCCACGUAAACUUCAGAGACAUAAUAAAGCACCGAUUUAUAUCAAACAUUUCCACGCAAAUGCCGAUUCCAUUCCGCAACCCCCUAAUUCUGUGUCGAAUGUCGAAUUCAUCAAUAAUUCUUCUCGGUUGGCUGCAUGGAAUCCACGUGAACAUUUUUGCUUAGAAUUCGAAAUUGUUGAAUGUUGGCUGGUCAUUCUUCAAAAUGUCACGGAUCUCUAGUUUCCCGGUCCAAAAUUCUUCGGCUCGUAGACACUAAUUAGGCGCUAGUAUGUAGUCAAUCCAUAAUUAUUUUUAGUCGCUCCCCCCCCUCGCACAAAAAGUUGUUGAAAAUGAACAUUUGGAAGGAAGGAAGGAAGGACGGAAGGGCGGAUGGAGAGGAGUGUGAGCAAAUAAGUGGGUGAAUAAUAAAUAAUAAUUAUUAUUAUUCGGGUAGGACCACCAGCACACUCUGGACGAUUCGGAAGGGAAAUGGGAUUGGGGGGAGGGGAGGAAAGAAUGAGAGCAAUCGGGGUGAUGGGCCUACAAAUUGGCGGGUGUGCUUUCAGGGUAAUGAAAAUGGACGAUUUCUUUAUUGAAUUGAAAAAUGCGAUCACUUUCUUGUGCUUUUGAUGAGAUUGCUAGGCCAUAACAAAUGCUCUUGAGUUGUUUGGCCGAUUUGGACGACCGAACAUGAAGUGACAUGGACGUUUUGCAACUGUCGGAACUCCACGUAGCAGUUCAGCGUAACAGUUGCGAAAAGUCUAGUGAGAGCGCUUACGGCUUCAAUGUUCUAAUUGGGAGUGGUUGCGAAACGUCUAGUUGCAAAAAGCCCCGUCGAAUUGCUAUAACGUACAGAGAGCGGGUCAAUGCACGUGCAAGCCGUCUGGUUGCGAAAUAGUUCAGUUGCAAAACGUCUCCCAGUUGCUUAGCUCCAGACCCCCAUAGAAUUUAUUACAAACAAAAGGAUUGAGAAAUGUUUGGUGAGCUCCUGACGAUUUUAUGUGCUCGCCCAUAAAACGGAGCCACGAAAAGAAAUAAUCUGACUAAUGGGUAAACAGGAGAAGAAAAGGACCCUUCAAACUCUCACGGACUCUUUGUUAGUCUCACACCUUUUAGUGUAUCGGGUUACCACAGGGAAUAUGAAGAAGAGGAAAACACCGUUUCUCUGUUUUCCUGUCACUGGCAGUUUUCAUCUGAAGGCGUUUUUUUCUUCCUCCAAAAAAAGCGAAACAAAAAGAGUGAGUUCUCGGAAAAGAACAUCGCUCAAAACAGGACACACAGCCUCGAGGGAUCAACGGGACUCGGCGCUAUUCGGGUCAGAAUGUCAGGUUUCUUCAUUACUUUUUUCCCCACCAACUAUUUUUGAUCACAGAAAAACAAAACACGAACGUCAGCGAUGUUUUUUGCUGCCUGUUCACAGAAACCCGGUCUAAUUUCGAAAUGCGAAAAGAGACUCACAGUCACAGUUGCAAAAUGUCCGGUUGCGGAAAGUCUCACAACUCUUCACACAAAAGCAAGUGUUCGCCAUGAUCGGGAGGAAAAUGAAUUGCGUGGAAGAGUUUCCGCACACGAGUUUUUUAGGCCAUCGCUUUUCUCAGCUGCUUUUACAAAAUUUUCCGGAAAAUCUGGCAUUUCUGCGGAUUUUGUCCAUUUUUACACGAUUCUAGGCUAGAAGUGGGCCGGAAAAUAGAGAAAACCUAAUUUUCAUCGGAAAAUGUGUGAACAAAAGAAGCUUGUGCGAAAAAAGGCGUCUCCUUUUGUUUAUUUUGCAGAAAUUUGAAUUUCGCGGAGUUUGAUAGGAGAAAACCGCACUUUACACUGAUUUUCAACAAAAAGACCUGGAAAAUCGGAGUUUCGAUCAAUUUCUCGUAAAAAUCGUGUGGCAAAGACAAUAAUCGGGAAAAAAAGUGAGCCACUCAAUUUCUCACCUUGAAUCGUGCAAUAUCUCAAGUUGAUGAGACCCCAAAACACCAUUAAAUGUGUCAGGUGGUCCCAUCCAUUGAGUUCACACCGCCUGAGGACAGGUGACGCAUGUACGUGAAAGUAUUCGAUUUCAUAAGUGAAGCGCUUUGAAACGAAACUUUAACCUAAUUUUCGGAGAAAUUUUGCACGAAAAAUCCUUCGAACGUCUGAGAGUCACGUAAGAUGUUUAUUCAUAACUUUCUUACACCUCUGAGGUAUCAAGAAGUGAUUUCGCACGAAAAAAUACGCUUUUAUUGGUUCUGGAAAAGCGACAAACGAAUCUCGAUUCUUCGUUCGUUUUUUUUCUCGCGUAAAUGGGGAAAUCUUCAUUUCAUUCGGAUUUUCAAAUGAAAUCGGCAAGAAAACGGGAAUAUUUUGAAUAAAAAGUCAAAUUUUCAGAUUUUCAGCUAAAAAACCGAGAGAGCAGCUGAAAACACGAUCAUGGAUUUGUGGAGCUGCGGUCCCGCACAUAAAUAAUCGAAUAAUAACGGGCUGGCCGAAAGCAGAAAAAGAAGAAGAACGGAGAGGAAAAUGAGAGCGUCUCGCCACAAAAUCAUUUUGGCGCUCUAUCGCUAAAUUAGCAAGUUUUUACGAAUUUUUGUUGUAAAAUCGUCGAAUGUCGCGAUACGGUACCAAAGCCGCAGCACCGAACGUUUUCCGAGAAAAAAGAAAACCUGAUCAAGACACGACUGUGUGAGAAAAUUUGGCGGUGUGGAAAAAAUAACAUCUCGUCGAACACUUAUGACGCAUUUUUCAUGAGAAUAUGAUGUUAUUCAACGUGCAUUUUCAGACUAGGGCCGCACAAACGUGUAAAAAUCGAUUGAUAAAACUGGCCAAAGGCUAUUUAUAAACGAGACGCGUCUUUUCUCAGAUUAACUAAACUUUGGACAUUCUUGCAGGGACCAGGAAGUGUGAAAUGUUCAGUUGAGACUGGAAAGAGCGAAUAGCACACCUACAGCAGCCGGCAAAUCAUGUGAGACCCAUCUAUUCAGAAAAAGUGAGCAAAGUUUGUGACUCUUUUCCCAAGAAACCACACAAUAUUUCGGGACGGAAGAGGACUACUAACAAGUCUGCGGCGACGGAGGUCCAUUGAGGUGACGGAUCCCGUGGGAAUUGCCGCGACGGCGCCGCCCGACUUUCACGUAUUUCACGUGGAACCAAGAUAAUCUGAUAUUUAUAUAUGGCAAGCAGACGGAAGUGAGAUAAAAAAAAGAAGAAGAAUGGAGAAAAAGAAGAAUGAAGAAGGAAGUAGUUCGGAAAGUGAAUUGGAUACGGAAAUGGGCGCUUUAGUACUGAAAAAACGCAGAAAUUUCCGUGUAAAACAAGCGAAAAGUAGUUUUGUCCUAUGUUAUCGAAAAGAAUCGAAAAAGCCCCGAAAUUCAAACUCGAGGCGCACAACUUGUCAAAAAUCCCUGAAUUUCCGGAAAAUCACGCAAAAAACUGUUUUGUUUACUUUUUUCACCGGCGAAACGAUGAAAAUUAUGUAUUCGCGCUCUAUCGCUAAAAAACAGGUUAAAGCACGUUUUUCGUUGAAAAGUGUACUAAUUUUUUUUUUUGGUCUCCCGAACCCAAUUUCGAGGUGCUCUUGCAUUGAAAUUAGUAAAAGACACCAAAAACCGGCGGCGGCGGCGGUCGAAAAAAAACUCAUUUGGUUGCCGCAUAGCACCGUCUCUUCGUCAUCCGCUUAUUUGCACAUUCUAUGAAAACAAGAUGGACAACAAAAUGAAUGCAUCGAUCUGAAAGCGGAUGACCCAGAGACGAAACGGUUUUCUUUAUGGGUAGCGCCCAUGAAUUUGUGAGGGGGCGAAAACGCGAAAAAUGAGAGAAAGGGGCGAACAAAAGUGACACAUUCCGUCUCGGGGAUUGUCAUAACAGAGUGAGUGACUGACACAUUUCUGUUUUUUUUCGAAAUCGAGCGAUAUCAGCGUUUGGACGGUUCCACCUUACUCGAUGAGUCUCAAUAAUCACUUGAAUGCAGCCAGAUUGGCCAAAAAUGCAAAGAAUUAUGUCUGUAAAGCUGGAAGCGCAGACAUCCGAGUGCAAUCGGAACUCCGUGUCAAGUUGCAUUUUGCACGCGGGACCGCAAUCCGACUACGUGUUUUGCUUGUUAUUCUUUCUGCUCGGAACGAAAUUUGACGAGUUUCCAAGAAAAGCAAAGAGUUUGUGCAAAUAAUAUUUAGGUAUUUUAAAGUAUCGAUCGAAUUUACCGAAGAGUUCCGUAAAAGCACUUGGCAAUGGUCAAACAACACGGAAAAUUGUCGCGAAAAUUUCCUGUUUUCCGCAAGGGCGGAACAUUUGAAAAUCGAAUUCGGUUUCGAUAUAAACUCAAACUCGAGGAAUAGAGGACAAAAAACAGCGAUUUGAGGGAAUGGAAAUGGAGGAGAUAAACGACGAAUUCCUCGCCAAUUGGAUUCUUCUUCUUCUUUCUCGUCGGACCAAUUUGCUCUUCCGAUGACUCGAACCACCUUUGCUUUUAAUUUUCUUUUCUUCUUUCGCCUUUUGCCUAAUGGAUUUGGUGUCGUGGCAAAAAAUGGGGAAAACUGGAAAACGUCAUUCGAGAGAAGCGCCGAAAAAGGCAAAUGAGCCAUUGAGGACCCCCUCUUUCAUCGCGCUCAUAAUCACAUUAUUUUUGCUCGUUUCUCGUGCAUCUGACCACUUCGUGUGUUUUGAUUGUAUUUUUCAAAAAUUUCAGCCAAAUAAAGAGCUGUACUGAUUUUCUCGUUUACUUUUGGUAAAAAAACAAUAAAACCCGCGGGUUUUACUUUUAUUUGAUAUGCAAAUUGAAAUACUUCUCCGGAAGAAGUUAAAAAGUUCGGCAGGACGAAUUUACAUCGUCAAUUUCAAUUUUUAGAGGCACUUUCAAGCAUUUUCAAGCUUUCCUCCAUUUUCCUGACCCAAAUUGUCGUGAGAUGUGGCGCUUGCGUACGUGCGGUGUUCACACAGCCAGUGUGUUGGAAUAUUACAUCUUCAACGCAAACUUCUGAUUUCGACCGGAUUUAUACCGGUUUUUCACUAAAAAUGAUCAUUUUCUAGGAGUAAAUGUCUAAUUUCAGCACUUUCCGCGGAAAAUGUCGAACGAGUGGGGAAACGAUUGGAAUACGGACCAAUGGAGCAGCGGUUACUCACAACCACAACAGCCAACCGCUCCGCCCGCUCAGGAACCUUCAUAUGGGUGAGUUUUGAUUCAGAAAACGAUAAAUCUUUAAUUUUAACCUAAAUUCUAACGUUUUAGAGGUGGGUAUUAUUCGCAACAAGGCCAAAAUCAAGGAUAUGAGAGCCAGGGUCCUGCUCAACACAGUUUCGAUCAAUACGGAGGAUACGGGCAAUCUCAGCAGCAACCGCAGCAGCCGAACUACGGAUACUCGCAGAACAACGGUAAAUUUUGAAGAAUUUUAACAAGAAAUCGGAAAAAUUCGUUAUUUUUUCAGGGUAUGGAGGAUUCCAACCUCAGCAAUUGAUGUCCGAUCCGAUGCUGAGUGCUGCCAAACAGUUUGGAGGUCAAUUUGCUGAACAGCAGAAGGAAAAGGUGCGUAAAAACAACGAGAAUAAAAAUGUUUACAAACAUUUGAUAUUUUCAGCUGACAAAGUACCUCGGCACGUUCAAUCUCAAGUACUAUUUCGCCGUCGACAACGCGUACGUCGGCAAAAAACUCGGCAUACUCUUUUUCCCGUUCUUCCACAAAGACUGGAGCCUAAAGUUCGCGGGCUCGUCGGACCCGGCUCCGGCUCGCGACGACGUCAACGCGCCGGACCUCUACAUUCCGUUGAUGGCGUUUCUGACGUACGUGCUCAUUUCCGGAUUCGUUCUCGGCACACAGGGACGAUUCUCGCCCGAGAUUCUCGGAAUUCUCACCACGAACGCGCUCAUCUGGGUGAUUCUCGAGAACAUCGUCAUUUUCAUCUCGAAAUACAUCCUCAACAUAUCGCAGGCGUUGUCCGUUUGGCACUCGUUGGCCUACAGUACUUACAAGUUUACACAGUGAGUUUUUAUUUGUCUAAAAAGAAGAAAAACAGUGAAAAAAAGUGACAUUUCCAUGCCAAUUCAUGGUAAAACUGCGGGACUUGGAGCCAAAUCAUGAUCUGUCCGCCGAAAAGAAACGUCCUAAAUGAAAAAAGUACGUACUUGCGAAUGCUGUUCAUCUGUUAAAAAAAGAAAGGUAGGCGUGGCCUCCGCAGUGAAAUACGGUUAAUUUUAAAAAGUUUUAAGCUCUCGGAAAAUAAAAACUCUGAAAAUCAUUGCUUUCUAAGUUUCCAACAAAACAUGACGAAUUCCAAAAGCCACGCCCAUUUUUCCUUACUUUAAGACGCAUAAACUCACAGAAACUUUGACACUGGCGGGUCUAGCAAUGACCGGAGGACCGCAACUGCUAUUAUAACUUCCACUGCGCGAGUUGCAAAACAGGGCCUCUCGAUAGUCCCGAAUGAAGAGCAGAAAGACGAGCGAAUCGAGUGGAGGGUAGAUAUUGACGCUCAUCAGGACCAGAAAUCCAAUGUUACCCACGUAGACGCCGGUCAUCGCGCCGCCAAUGAUAAAUGCGGGCGGGACAUAGACAGAGAUCACGGGUACAGUUGCCUGCAAUCUUUCACGGGCUCGCUCAUUCAGCAGGAAAAAUACAGGAAAAGACCCAGCUUUUUACAAUUUGAAUGCUCUCCGAAAACAACCAGUUAAUCUUUGGCGACGUGCAAAUUAUUUGAAAGCGCAUGGCGGGUCUUACAAGAUUUACGAGCAGAAAAUACCUCUUUGUCACCGACCUGUAUCACAAUGGCCUUUAACAGUUGCAUUUGUAUUUUGUAGAGAUGUUGGGAGAGCUGUGCGGCCCUGAACAUCUCCAGAUUUGUGCGAUACGUGAGAACGCCGCAUAUCAGCGAAAUGGUGUAGAACAGAACCUGCAAUUUAAAAGUGUACUCGUUAAGCUGUGUGACACACUCUCAAAAUAUGAUUCGCAGAACAAAAAGACGUAUAAAUAGAUCUUGCCUGAAAAGCGCAAAGUGACAACAAUGCACUCAUUGUCGACCACUCGAUGUCGCCGAAUUGGUGAUCGGAGGAGUUGGAGACGUGCUAAAGAUUCCAUCAGCUAAAAGCUCGAUUGAAAAGCGUACCCGACAAAUAGGGGCCACGUACGGCCGAUCAGUCAAAUCGAAUCCUUCCGUUGGGAUUGUGCUCAGACUGAAAUCAUUGAGCUCUAAUUCUUUUUAAGAUUGGAAUUCACUUCAAAUGUGCAGAUUUCUCCGGAGUUGGGCUCAUCAGAAAGUAGACGAAUAGGGACCAUAAUGUAAAGGGAAUCGUACAGUAGGAAAGCCAUAUCAAAAGGUAACAACCGUCAAAGUACUUGAGAUAGUGCUUGCUGGAAAUAUUGUUCAAUUUUUCAAUAGUUUUUGCUUGGACUCACUGGCAAGUGCCUAUAUAGCGAAAGAUAAAGUUUAACGAAAGAAACGAGGAACUGGCGAUGAAACAGCCGCAGUAGAGAACUGAAAUUAGAGAAUUUCCGUCUGUAGCUCAAAGUAAUCGUCGUACUUUGCAGUAGAUGAGCGAACGUGUAGCCCAGAUCGAAAAGUCGGUUCUCGGAAUAGAAAACGUAUCCAAAACCGUGAAUAUCCACGACGAUAGCCGGCUGCACCAGCCAGUCGAUGAUGGCGAAGAAAAACGCGUAGAAACAAUAGAUUCGCAGAAAGUUCUUGUAGCUGCCGAACUCUUUUCGCGACUUUUUCUCGAUUAGAAAGAACAGAGUUACGGUGGACCAGAUGGAGACGAAAAACGAGAACCAUCCGAAGAUGUGGGCCAGAUUCGACCAGCGAGACAUUGUAUUACGCGAAAAAUGGAAAGAAAUGGAAGGAAGGAAAUGUGUUGACGGAACGAAGUGUUGUGUUCCUUUGGGAGAUCUCUAAUUGGCGGUUUACCAUCUAAAAGGGGAGCCGCGUGCUUGAACGAUGAGCCCGGGAGACUUAGAGUCUAGAUUGUGGCUGACAUAAGUUUCGGAUCUGGAGAAUUGUAGUUGAAAAAGUCACAUCUUCAUUCAGUUCAGAAAGAUGAGUUAUAGGCUUUUCCUUCCAAGAAUUUCAGUACUGACAUCUUAAGUUAGCAUGCUUUUUUUUAACUGAAAGAGAUUAGCUAACUGUUUGAUGUCAGUACUACAAUCAAGGAAAUCUGUUCAUUUUUUGUAGGAUGUGCUCACUUCAUGGGAACAAAAUGAUGUUCCAUAAGCGGUUGUCAAUUAUCACACUCUGCUAGGCUUACUAUACGAAAACAUUGAACCCCUGGGGAAUCAUCAUAGUUAUCACCGGCCAGGCAGAAGGAAAAAAAAUAUAUGUAUAUAUAUUCAUCAGUCCGGGGUAGAAACAUUUCGGCGUUUUUCAUCUCGCUACUUUUAAAAAUAACAAUAAUAAUCGAUAAGACAGCAAGUAUGGUAAUCAUAAUUUUUUCAGCAUGAUCGUCUGCCUUCUCCUCUUCAUGGUCGGCGACAAAACGUUCUACUACGCGGCGCUCGCCUACAGCUCCCUGGCGCUCGUGCUCUUUUUGCUCCGAUCCGUCUCCCACUUCAUGUUCGACUCGUCCGGCUCGUACGGCUCCGAAGAAGGCCGCAAACGGAAGCUGAUCCUCGUCGCGUUCGUCGUAAUCACUCAGCCGCUGAUCAUGUGGUGGUUGACAAGGUAAUAAUCAAUGCACCGAAUUAUAACCGAAUGACACGUCUCUUGUCCCUUACUAACUCUAACAACUCAAUGUUCUCACAGUGUCCUCUCUUUUCUAGCACACAAAUCCAAUCGACGGCGCCGCGGAUGGUGGUGGGCCACGAGUGGCUGGAGAACAAUAUCAACGGAGGAUGAUGAUGAUGAAUCAGUGUCAUAGUUGUUGCCUUUUCACACACACACACUUUUUUUAUGUUAUCAAAACAUUUUCUGGUCAAAAAUUGGCGGUUUUAGUCGGUGACAAACAUUUUGCAACUUUUGACGAUAGGCUUCGAUUCAGAAUAGCCAACUCCUAGAAACUUUCCAAAUGUAAUUCCUCAGCUAGGAGCGCUUGAAAUUUUUCGAAAUUUUCAUUAAACACGAACAAACUUGAGUGUUUCUCUAUGUGACUUGUGUAACCAAAAUAAUUUCUAACACGAAUACAUGUCCCAGUCCCUCUCCGCCUCCCGCGUUCCUCAAAUUCGGUGUUCAGUGUGGCGAGUAGCUACGAUUACGACAAGUUCGGACUCGCCCAACUUGCGCUCUCCAAAAUGAGCGGCUCGGGCGCAAAAGUCGCUCAGAAAUUCAUGACGAACGAGGGAGACAUCGACUACGAGGCGCUCCUCAAAAUGCCGAAAUCUGACUUCGAUGGAAUGUGA